This is a messenger RNA of Ziziphus jujuba (common jujube), 739 nucleotides long. Its product is annotated as DNA-directed RNA polymerase II subunit 4-like. The transcript is spliced from 6 exons. Gene Ontology annotation, molecular function: nucleotide binding; translation initiation factor binding. The record is from RefSeq and is a predicted model, not a curated record. Lineage: Eukaryota; Viridiplantae; Streptophyta; Magnoliopsida; Rosales; Rhamnaceae. Gene Ontology annotation, cellular component: P-body; RNA polymerase II, core complex. Gene Ontology annotation, biological process: nuclear-transcribed mRNA catabolic process, deadenylation-dependent decay; transcription initiation at RNA polymerase II promoter; mRNA export from nucleus in response to heat stress. The coding region runs from base 145 to 564 and encodes 139 amino acids.
UUUUGUUUAUCUUUUUAAAAGAUAACACAUCCAGAAAAAAAAAAUUUAAUAAUAAUAAUAAAAGUACUUGUUAUAAGGAUUUCCAGCUGAUCUGCCCAACACAAACAUCUUUGAUUCUCCCCCCCAAAAAAAAAAAAAAAAAAAAUGAAUGUUAAAGAAGAGGAAGAAGACGCUUCAGUGCUCAAACUUGGCGACGAAUUUUUAAAGGCCAAAUGUCUAAUGAAUUGUGAGGUUUCCAUUCUUCUUGAGCAUAGAUGCGAUCAACUCAAGCAUUUGUCUGAUGACUCAUUGAAACAACUUCCACAAGUGUUUGAGAAAGCGCUGCAAUAUGUUAAACGUUUCAGCCGCUUCACUAAUCAGGAUGCUGUAAAGCAAGUUAGAGAAGUCCUUAGCAGAUACCAAUUGGCUGAAUAUGAGCUUGCUGUGCUUGGAAAUCUUUGCCCGGAAACUGUAGAGGAAGCUAAUGCCGUUGUGCCUUCUCUAAAGACGAAAGGACGAAGCCACGACGACGAAGCAAUAGAGAAACUGUUGAAUGACCUACUAAUGGUAAAGAAAUUUGAGUGAGUUUCUCAGAGUUUUCUUUUACUUCAAGAUGAAUAAAACUUAUCUGGUUGUGGUAGACUAUAUAUCUUUUGCCUUAAUCCUUUGCCAACAAGAUACCAACGUUGAACACAAAGUACUUCAGCUGGUUGUUGUACCCAAAUUUCAACUUUAUCUUAAUUUCCUUUUUACUUUUUAA